UUUAAUACUUUCGUUGUUUCUUUUCCGUUCGCUCUCUUAUACCGUAUCGCCGCUGGCCGGUCUGUAAUAUCACACCGAAAAAGGACUAUUGGCAGCAGUGUUUCGGUACUGUACGAAUAGACGACAAGUUCAACGAGGGAAAACGAGACUGGUUACUAUCCGCAAGGAAAGAGAAACGUUUUGGGAACAAGAGAAAGGCAACUUAAUCUGGGCUUGACAAUCAACAUUCAUUCAUUAUGGGAAAACUCAUCAAGAAUCACUGGGCCCGUCUCAUUAUCUUGAGCGCCGCAGCUUAUCAGAUUGUGGCUGCCAUAGAGUGCUUCUUUUGGCCCAAGAUCUUCUGGGACUUCCUUACGCGCACCCUAGAUGGUGCAGUAAGACCGGUACCGGCUUUACAAAUAAUAAAUCUACUCUUGGGGCUGGCCAUGCUAGCUCUCGAAUGGCCUCUCAACUUCGUCGCCGGCUCAGCUCUCCACCGCUCGCUAGAAUUCCGACUUGCCAUCCUUCCUCUCACAGCACUCAGUGCUGCUCUUAUCUACCAAGGCACAAACGCCGCUAUCUACUACCUCAUCGGCAUGAUCGUCUACUUCUGGGGUUACAGCGAAGGCGAGAUGAUCUGCGCAAAACCCUGGACUCUUCCUAAUCGUGGGCGCAGCGGCGGCGUUACGCGUGCAUAGUCGCAGCUUGCCAUGAUGGAUGUAUAAUACUACAAAAUACAGAACGGGGUAUAGCAUGACUUCUUAAUUGAACGCCAUCUCUAAACCUCGAAUUUUACAAAGAGACACUGUUACACAUAUACCCUUUUGCGGCGUUUGGCGAUUUUUCAUGAUAUACGACCAUCAGACCAUU
Messenger RNA from Fusarium oxysporum Fo47, 849 nucleotides. RefSeq lists its product as uncharacterized. The coding region runs from base 237 to 677 and encodes 146 amino acids. The record is from RefSeq and is a predicted model, not a curated record. Lineage: Eukaryota; Fungi; Ascomycota; Sordariomycetes; Hypocreales; Nectriaceae. The transcript has 3 exons.